ACACGGCUGGCGCGGGCGGGCCCGUCCCCCCUGCCCCUGGGUCGCUCUUUUUAAGCUCCCCUGAGCCGGGGCUGCGCUCCUCUAAUUGGGACUCCGAGCCCGGGCUAUUUCUGGCGCUGGCGCGGCUCCAAGAAGGCAUCCGCAUUUGCUACCAGCGGCGGCAGCGGCGGAGCCAGGCCGGUCCUCAGCGCCCAGCACCGUCGCUCCCGACAGCCCGGAGCGCGCACCGCAGGCCGCCGGCCGAGCUCGCGCAUCCUAGCCAUCGCUCCUCCACCUGCUCCAGAGAGAAGGGAGCGAGAAGAUGAGCGAGUCGAGCUCGAAGUCCAGCCAGCCCUUGGCCUCCAAGCAGGAAAAGGACGGCACUGAGAAGCGGGGGCGGGGCAGGCCGCGCAAGCAGCCUCCGGUGAGUCCCGGGACAGCGCUGGUAGGGAGUCAGAAGGAACCCAGCGAAGUGCCGACACCUAAGAGACCUCGGGGCCGACCAAAGGGGAGCAAAAACAAGGGUGCCGCCAAGACCCGGAAAACUACCACAACCCCAGGGAGGAAACCAAGGGGCAGACCCAAAAAACUGGAGAAGGAGGAAGAAGAGGGCAUCUCGCAGGAGUCCUCCGAGGAGGAGCAGUGACCGCGACGUGCCGCCUGCUCCUUGGCCAAGGAGCGAUUUUCCUUCUGGGACUGGACAGCUCCGCUCCGCUCCCACCGCCCCACCGCCCCCGCCCCCUCCCCCAGGCCCCCCCUACCCCGCACCACCACCACCCACCUGCGCCCUCGCUGCCACACUACACAGCACACCAGCCGCUGCGGGGCCCCAAGGCCCGUGUGGG
Messenger RNA from Mustela erminea (ermine), 824 nucleotides. RefSeq names its product high mobility group AT-hook 1 (gene HMGA1). Gene Ontology annotation, biological process: regulation of DNA-templated transcription. Gene Ontology annotation, molecular function: transcription coregulator activity; DNA binding. Bases 302 to 625 code for a protein of 107 amino acids. Gene Ontology annotation, cellular component: nucleus; chromatin. The transcript is spliced from 6 exons. The record is from RefSeq and is a predicted model, not a curated record. Lineage: Eukaryota; Metazoa; Chordata; Mammalia; Carnivora; Mustelidae.